Acipenser ruthenus (sterlet) is the source of this 4246-nucleotide messenger RNA. RefSeq names its product NACHT, LRR and PYD domains-containing protein 12-like. The transcript has 14 exons. The record is from RefSeq and is a predicted model, not a curated record. Lineage: Eukaryota; Metazoa; Chordata; Actinopteri; Acipenseriformes; Acipenseridae. Gene Ontology annotation, molecular function: protein binding. The coding region runs from base 401 to 3682 and encodes 1093 amino acids.
GUCCACUAUCCUCCCGUUUCAGUAAUCAGCUAGUGCGUCCGUCUUUGUCAGCGUUUUGUGCAGUGAAAAAGACUAACAGGAAAUGCGUGGAACCUUUUCAGAAACCUAAACUGAAACUGAAACUAACUGAACCUCUUUCAGGACGCUUCCAUUUUAUGAUUCUGAACCCUGCUCAAGAAGUUGGUGGAUUCUGAGGAGUGGGCUGACGCCACGCUUGAAGGCAUAUCCCAGAGUAAAGGGCUCCUCAGCGCUUGGGUUUAGGAAGCUGCCUGUGACCAAGAAGGAAGCAGUUUAAUACAGUUUAGCAGUGGAGAGGAGUACAGCUGAGGAUUGCAGCCUGAUCAGAAAGGACGGUUUAAUCUGCAGUGCUGGCUAGAUCUUUCUUCUACAUCUGAUUGCAAUGGAGCAUUUGAAAAGUAAGCAUACAGAAGAGUCAUCAACCUUGACACCAGACUUCACUUCAGGACAGCUAGCAGCCCUGGCCAUUGCCCCGUCUUCAGCAGAGGAUGGGACAAUACGAAAAAGAAGGAGAAACGAAGAGGAGUUACCUCCACUAUCUGGUCUCAUAAGGAAGUUCUUUAAUUCUAUAAGAGGCUUCAGUGAAGAAGACCUGCGCUCCAUCAGUAAAUAUUACCAGCCCUACCUGGCAUACGUCAUUGAAUAUGACCUCAGCAGCAUCCUACAGAAUUUAGUCACAAAGCGCAUUCUCACUAACGAGGAGGCAAAGAGUUACAAACACAGAGAGGAUGCUGAAGGAGCUGAAGGUGUAGCCUGGUUUGUAAGUGAUGUGCUUGGAAAGAGCAGAGACGUAGUGAUCAAGCUGUGGGAGGCACUGGCUGAGGAAAUAGUGCGCUUCCCAUCACCCAAUAUGAAGACCAUACUGGAGGAGGUUGCAGAGCGGGGAUCUGCCCUUCUGAUAGAGAUUCGUUAUGAUCAUCACGGACCAGAACUGAAGACAGGUAUUAAAGAGCUCCAGGACAAACACAAAGCAGCCCUGGAUCCAUACACUAGAGCUCUGGAGGAACAGCCUGGUCCUGGUAAUGCCCACCCCAGAGAGGUGAGCUUUGAGAACCGGUACACAGAGCUGAUGAUCAUUAACCAGUAUACAAGAACCAGGGGAGAGACUCACCAUGAGCUGCUGGAGACUGGGAAGAAGCAUGCAAAGCUGCUGGAGAACCGAAUGCAAGAGAAAUGUAAACGGAUCUGGAUCAAUCAGCUUUUCAGAAGGAGCCCUGGAAGGGAUGAGCACCCCCGCAUUGUAGUGGUCAGUGGAGUGGCAGGAAUAGGAAAAACCACCAUGGUGCAGAAGUUCAUGUUUGACUGGGUCCGUGACCUUCAUUACCAGAGGUUUAUGUUUGUGUUCCUGUUUAAAUUCAGGGAGCUGAACCUAAUAGAGGAGGAGGAGGCGACGAUGCCCCUAACGAGGCUGAUUGUAAAGCUGAACAAGCAUCUCAAUGAUCCGCGGUUAAGAGAGAUCCUGAAGAGACCGGAGUCUGUACUGUUUGUAUUUGAUGGCCUGGAUGAGUACAAGCACAGACUGGAUUUCACACAGAAACGACUCUGCUCAAAUCCAGAGGAUAUUUUUCCUAUUCCUGUCAUUGUCACCAGCCUGAUAACACAGACAUUACUGAAGGGAUGUUCAGUUCUGAUCACAAGCAGACCAACGGCUCUGGAGCCCCUGGAUACAAAGAGAGUUGAUCGGUAUGCAGAGAUCCUCGGGUUCUUCCCUGAACAAAGGAAGAGAUACUUCAUGAAAUUCUUUGACUCUCCGCUUGGCACUAAAGCUUUUGAGUAUGUGGAGCAGAAUGACAUCAUCUACACCAUGUGCUACAACCCCUCCUAUUGCUGGAUUAUCUGCUCUGCUCUGAGAUCCCAUUUCACUGCAGAAGAAUGGAAACAGAGACACGCCCCCAAAACUAUCACCGAGCUGUUUGUGAUCUUUAUUACCAACAUCCUCACCAAUCACAAACGAGAAGCUGACGACACACGAGGGAAUCUAGUCAAAAUCGGAAAGAUGGCUUAUCACGGGGUGAAGAAUAGGACCCUUGUGUUUUAUGAUAAAUUUGAGAUGUCUACCUUUGGUCUCACGUCUCUUCAGUCCUCUCCAUUCCUCUCUGGGUUCAUGAGAGAAAUCCUGCAAAGAGAAAGCUGUCUGGAGCACACAACCUACACAUUCUUCCACCUCACCAUACAGGAGUUCUUGGCUGCCUGUUACUACUUCCUUGAUCCAUCAGCGGAUGUCAGUGAGAUGCUUGGAAACCUGGACUCCUGUACAGACGGAUCGUUUGAGAUCUUCACUCGGUUCCUGGCAGGACUGUGCAGGGUUCCUAUGACUGAACCACUGCAGAGUAUCCUGGGGCAGUUUAAGACACAAACGGGUCAUAAGGUACUGAGGUGGCUGAAAGAAAGGACUGAACGUGCUGUGAAGGAUUUACAGAACAAGGAUGGAACAAAAGAACUUCUACACAUCUUUCAGUGGCUCUACGAAACUCAGAAUGCAUUAUUAAUAAGAGACUCGAUUAGAGAGCUGACAAAGCUGAAGUUUACAAACACAACUUUAAGCCCUCUGGACUGUGCCGUGCUGGGAUACGUCCUCAACCACGGUGGAGCUGUCAAAGAGAUUGAUCUGUCAAGUACACGUCUCACAAAGGAGUGUAUGAAUAGACUGAGUCCAGCUUUCCACCGCUGUCACACACUCAAGCUGGCGAGUUCUGGUCUCACAUUUGAAUGUUGUGAGGAUCUCGCCUCUGCUCUCCGUACAAACCACUCAAACCUGACAGAGCUGGAUCUGAGCAGCAAUGACAAGCUGGGUGAUUCAGGAAUGAGACUGCUGUGUGCUGCACUGAAGGAUCCAAACUGUAAAUUACAGACACUGAAGCUGGUGGGAUGUCGUCUCACAUCUAGAUGUUGUGAGGAUCUCGCCUCUGCUCUCCGUACGAACCACUCAACCCUGACAGAGCUGGAUCUGGGAGGCAAUGACAAGCUGGGUGAUUCAGGAGUGAGACUGCUGUGUGCUGCACUGAGGGAUCCAAACUGUAAAUUACAGACACUGAAGCUGGUGGAUUGUGAUCUCACAUCUCUAUGUUGUGAGGAUCUCGCCUCUGCUCUCUGUACAAACUACUCAAACCUGACAGAGCUGGAUCUGAGCCGCAAUGACAAGCUGAAGUAUUCAGGAGUGAAACUACUGUGUGCUGCACUGAGGGAUCCAAACUGUAAAUUACAGAAACUGGGGCUGGUGAAAUGUGAUCUCACAUCUCUAUGUUGUAAGGAUCUCGCCUCUGCUCUCCGUACAAACCACUCAAACCUGACAGAGCUGGAUCUGAGCUUCAAUCACAAGCUGGGUGAUUCAGGAGUGAGACUGCUGUGUGCUGCACUGAGGGAUCCAAACUGUAAAUUACAGACACUGAAGCUGGCAGGUGCUGGUCUCACAGAUGGCUGUGCUGAGUUUCUCAGCUCCGCUCUCAGUACAAACCGCUCCUUGACUGAACUAGACCUGUGUUGGAACUCCUUCAUAGACAGCUCUGUUCCUAGCCUCACCCGCCUCGUACAAACCUGCAGCAGUCUGAAGGAGAUCAGGCUGUCCCGUAAUUGGUUCAGUGUGGAGGGGGAGAGGAAACUGAAGUCCCUGCAGGAGGAGCUGGAGAGAUCGGGGCGUGACGUGAAUGUGAAGCUGCAGUGGUAACCAGUCCAGUGAGGAGGGGAGGAGGAGCUGGAGUCUCUGGAGGAAGAUCCCUUCACUGAAGUGUUCCUGAAACUCUAGACAUCUCUCUAUAGAAAUCCACAUCAGACAAGUUCUAUAUGUAAUCAUAUAAGAGUUUCUAUAGCAGUGUACACUGUUUAUAUUCGCUUGUCAUCAGGAGUGAAAUUCUCAAUAAUAAAGUGCAGGUACUCGUAUGUGCAGCCGGGUGGAGCAGACCCGUGUAUAAUUUGUAAACUUCAUUUAAAAUUGUUCAUUUUGUCAUGCAGAAUGUACAUUUAUUUAGAACACUUCACAUAUAAAAUGCUGAUUUACGACUGUCUGGCAUGUGGGUAAAAAUCAGAUGUCAUGGAUUAAAAUAUAUAAUUAAACCCCAGUAGUCAUUUUGCCACAGUUUACUAUAUACAAAUCUUUUGAGUGGGGGGGGGAGGGGGGAGGGUAAGCCAUCUAUGUAGGCUUGGUUGGAAUUUCUUUUCUUAUGUUGAAAUCUACUUUUGUAUUUUUAGUAUGUACGAUUGUAGGCUAUAAAUAAAUAUGGUUGAAGUGCCA